This is a messenger RNA of Yamadazyma tenuis ATCC 10573, 1056 nucleotides long. It is a transcript of the gene MDH1-1, whose product is annotated as malate dehydrogenase. NCBI's taxonomy places the organism in Eukaryota, Fungi, Ascomycota, Pichiomycetes, Serinales, Debaryomycetaceae. Gene Ontology annotation, cellular component: mitochondrion; cytoplasm. Gene Ontology annotation, molecular function: L-malate dehydrogenase (NAD+) activity. Gene Ontology annotation, biological process: tricarboxylic acid cycle; malate metabolic process. The record is from RefSeq and is a predicted model, not a curated record.
AAUCGUCGAUAGUUUUUGCAAUAUGUUCACCAAGAUUGCCACGAGAUCCUUCUCUUCAUCCCCAUCCGCCGCCUACAAGGUCACCGUUUUAGGUGCUGGUGGUGGGAUUGGACAACCAUUGUCACUUUUAUUAAAGUUAAACCACAAGGUUACCGAUUUGGCCCUUUAUGAUUUAAGAGGAGCUCCAGGUGUUGGAGCUGAUGUGUCUCACAUCCCAACCCCAUCCACCGUCAAGGGUUACAACCCUGAAAACAUUGGUGAAGCCUUGACUGGCGCCGAUGUGGUGGUGAUCCCAGCCGGUGUUCCUAGAAAACCAGGUAUGACCAGAGACGACUUGUUCAACACCAAUGCCUCCAUUGUCAGAGACUUGGCCAAGGCCUGUGCCGACCACUGUCCUGACGCAGCUGUGUGUGUGAUUGCCAACCCUGUCAACUCGACGGUGCCAAUUGUGGCUGAGGUUUUCAAGUCCAAGGGUGUCUACAACCCCAAGAAGUUGUUUGGUGUCACUACUUUGGAUGUGUUGAGAGCCAGUAGAUUUGUGUCUGAAGUUGCCGGCACCAAUCCUGUCAACGAAAAGGUGACUGUGGUGGGAGGACACAGUGGAAUCACUAUUGUGCCAUUGUUGUCUCAAACCAACCACAAAAACUUGGACACUGACAAGAGAGACGCUUUGAUCCACAGAAUCCAAUUCGGUGGGGAUGAGGUUGUUCAAGCCAAGGAUGGUGCUGGUUCGGCCACCUUGUCAAUGGCCCAGGCUGGUGCCAGAUUUGCUGGUUCCGUGUUGAACGGAUUGGCUGGUGAAAAGGAUGUGAUUGAACCAUCUUUUGUCGAUUCCCCAUUGUUCAAGGACGAAGGUAUUGACUUUUUCUCUUCCAAGGUGACUUUGGGAGUUGAAGGUGUUAAGACCAUUCAUGGAUUGGGAGAAUUGAGUGACCACGAAGAAGAAUUGGUUAAGUUGGCCAAGGAGACUUUGAUCAAGAACAUCCAAAAGGGUGUUGAAUUUGUUAAGCAAAACCCAUAGACUAAGUAGCCUAGUAUAUAUAUAUUUAUUGGGGA